Messenger RNA from Dibothriocephalus latus, 759 nucleotides. NCBI's taxonomy places the organism in Eukaryota, Metazoa, Platyhelminthes, Cestoda, Diphyllobothriidea, Diphyllobothriidae. The record is from the annotation of a GenBank genome assembly.
AUGGCGCACCAGGCGACGCAGAUGUUUGACGACCAACUGGCCCUUAUAAACUGCCUUCCCCAAUUAAAUACACUUCGUAUGGCCGGAAAGCUCACAGAUUUGACCAUUGAACUAAAAGACAACGUAAAGAUGCAUGCACACAGGAUUGUUUUGGCUUCCCGCGUGCCCUCGUUGUGUAAUACACUGUGUGAAUCGCAUACGAAAGGCCAGGAUGCGGUACUCAAGUGGCCCACAGUUUCUUCAGAAAUCGCUACACCGUUCAUGCAUUAUAUAUACACAGGACAACUUGAAGUCCACGAAGCGAAUGCGGCUGGGCUGAUUGUGCUCUCACAACAGCUCCUAAUGCCUCACGUGGAAGAAUGGGUUGUGAGUUAUAUGGCCACUAGGUUGAAUUCCGAAGACAUAAAAAAUCGCUGGGACCUUUCACAGUUGCUGAAGAGUGACCAUUUGAGAAACGCCUGCCUUCAGUACAUCAAGAAGACAUUCGAUAUAAUAGCUGUGAGUGAUUUUUUCAUCCAUCUACCACCUGACGCCGUCCUGUCCCUGUUGCGGGCAGAUGACCUUCAGGUGGAUAGCGAAGAGAGUCUCUUCAAGGCAAUUGGAAAAUGGGUUAGUCCACUCGGGGAAGUGGAUGAAACACGAGUGGUGCACGCGGCAGCUAUGAUGAAGGAAUUGCGGUGGCGCCAAGUGGAUGCCAACUUCCGAUACCGUUUAUAUGAUGAGGAUGGCUUUUGGAAUACAAAUGUGGAAUGUUUGUAA